AUGACCAACAAUUCGCCUUCCUUCCCCUCGCCGACUUUCUCAUCGCCCCCUAGCGCCCAGACUAUCUCCGCCCCUUCCUCAUCUCCGCGUGCUCCAUCCUGGCCUCCUACAGACGCCUCCCAUCACAUCGGCAUGUCUCGUAACUUUGUUGACCCUCACUUUUCUGCAGAACAUGCAAGCUCUGCUGGCUUUCAGCCUAUGUUGGCCGCCAACCUGUCUGGUCCCUUUGUUCCCAACGCCCGCAUGUCUGCUCUCGCCAAUUCCGCCAAUUCCGCCAACUCUGCCUCUAUGCUCGUGCAACCUGGCAUGUAUGGCGCACAGCAUCUCAACACGUUCUGGAAGCCUAGCCCAUCCAGCCACAUGAUCAAGAUGGAGUCUAGCGCCGACCUCUUUGCUCCCAACAUGCCUUGCGACUUUUCUUCCUUCCCUGACUCCCAGCCUAUGGUCUCCAGCAUGAGUCUGCCCACUUACGCUACCCAUGCUCUCGACAGCCGAUUCACCUUGUCUGAUGCUGAAUCGCUUUGCUCGCUCCCAUCUCCCAGCUCCACAUCCGAGGCAUCUUCGAGACCCGCUUCUGUCAAGCGCAAGGCAAUCACCGAUGCUUCGCUCGACGCUACUUCGGCCCUCGGCACGGACGAUGCUAAAGCUAACAAGAAGUUUUCCAAGCAAUCUGGCCAGCGACGCCCUCCACCUUCGGCAUAUCACGUCACCGAGUCGGGCAAGCCUUUCCCCGUCAUUGACACCUCGGCCAAGCACUCCAGCCUCUUUGUCCCUCCCGACACCUCGGGUCUUACCAAGCGCGAGGCUCGUCUUGUCAAGAACCGUGCCGCUGCUUUCCUCUCCCGACAGCGCAAGCGUGAACAGUUUGAAGAGAUGCAGAUCAAGUGCAAGGCUAUCUCGAUGCUUGUUUGGCGCAUGUGGGAGACCAUCGCUGGUCCCGACGCCGGAUCCGAGCUCAUCGAGUCGACUCGGCUCGCUUCGCUUCUUGCCAACCAAGACCCCGCGGCCCGUCUUUGCCUCGAGGAGGUCAUCUCGAAAAAGGGAGCUUCCAUCGCACCUACUGCCGACGAAGCAGAGGGAACACCUGCACCCGAGUCGCAGCCUAUGCGCCCUGCUUCCACUGGGCCUGCCUCGACAACUCAGAAGGAGGCUCACAACACCUCUGCUGAGCUCGAGCGCACUCGAUCCGAUCUCGCUGCUUGCCUGCAGCGUGAAAGUGAGCUCCUCUCGCAGCUUGACGCGCUCCGCGCCAGCGCUGCUGCUAUGCCCCUCGACAACAUGCCCCUUAACAACAUGCCCGUUGCAGAUAUGAAUGACUCGCAGAACUGGAACAACGCCGGCAUGGACGCUAGCAACAUGAGUGUCCCAUCGAUGGCUUUCAGGGGAAUUCAGGGCGCUGAGCUUCCACUCUUUAUGCCUGAAUCGCCCUUGUCCAAGUUCAGCUUGGGCGAUGUCACCAACGCUGGCAUGUUGCUCGACGCUUCGCACGCCGGCUUCGACCUUUCCAAGACUCCCACCCUGGCCAUGUUCUCGGAGAAUGCUCUGCGCAACCGAUCUGCCCAGCAACAGCUUGGCAACGACAAGGCUUCCGGUUCAGGCAUGGGUCUCGGUCUCGAUUACCGAUUCCCUUGCGCUUCCGCUCCCUCCUCGCCCUCUACAGCAUCGUCAUGUUCGAUGGAGAGCAGCCAGUCUCGACACCACGGCUUGAUGGUGGCCAGCAACAAGAACAGCAGCAGCAGCAGCAAUGGCAAUGGCAAUGGCAAUGGCAAAGCACCUAGCACCCUUGCUUCGGCCUUGCUCCUUGCUGGUAUGCCGUUGAUGGAUGUCGGCCCCACCGCUAAGGAGCUCGCUGCUGAUGAGAAGCUCUGCUGCUCUGCUGCUGCUGCUGCUGCUGCCGGUCGCAAGGAUGCUCGUGCUGCUCGUCGGGUGAACUGCAAGGCUAAGGCGGUUGCUCGUGCUUCAGCUUGCGCUGUUGCUCGAGACAACAACGCUGGUCAGCCAUCUUCGCAUCUCUCCGACGACGAUUUGCUGAUGGAGAUGGGACUUGACUCUGCUUCGCUCUCGGAAGCCGAGGAUGAUGAGCAUGUCGAUAUCAAGCCUUGCACCUCGACAUCGAAUUUGCAGUCUGCAACAUGGGCGAGCACCAUCUCUUGCGCAUAG
Messenger RNA from Ustilago hordei, 2160 nucleotides. RefSeq lists its product as uncharacterized. The transcript has a single exon. NCBI's taxonomy places the organism in Eukaryota, Fungi, Basidiomycota, Ustilaginomycetes, Ustilaginales, Ustilaginaceae. Gene Ontology annotation, molecular function: DNA-binding transcription factor activity. The coding region runs from base 1 to 2160 and encodes 719 amino acids. Gene Ontology annotation, biological process: regulation of DNA-templated transcription. The record is from RefSeq and is a predicted model, not a curated record.